UCGCCAGCAGCGGUGUUGAGAGGCUUUUGUUGUUGGUUUUCUGUACCUACCUUAUAUUUUUCAUUCGCUGCAUCGCUGAUGGCAGGUAGUAGAGUAGGUAGUUGAUGUGAGGACUGAGGCGAGUGAUGAAGAUCUUGUAAGAGUUUUUCGCUGGUCCGGCCAACCAAACCACCAAGUGUACAGUGUAGUAGGAUCAGUAGGAUGGAUUCGGGUCGAAACUGUAUGUUUUAGCCAGCCUUCGCCUUGCCCGACGGCCAAUUACUAAUGCUGCGUGUUUUGUCGCGUUUUGUGAAAAGUUUUGCACCGAAAAACGAGAGCAAUUUACGGUAAUUUGAUUGUGUGUUGGUGGUAAAGAGCAAAAGAGUGCAUAAUCAUCAGUAACACCGUAGCAGCUAACGGAGUGUGAGGAGACCUGCAUACGAUAAGCUGGAGUGUAAUAAAUUUCUGAACUGAAACCAAUUGUGCAAGUCGUUGACCAGUGAAAGGCAAGGGUUUUAUCGGGAAGGGCUAAUUAGUGGUACAAGCCAUAAGUGGAAAGUCGCCGGGGGACGCGCGACUUCAACCGAACGGAAGAGCAGGCAGUUGCAGCGCCUAGCAGCAGCAGCAGUGGUGUCCCUACGGAAGAAAGGAUAUGGGUUACGACCUGACACGCUUCCAGGGGGACGUUGACGAGGAGCUGAUCUGUCCGAUCUGUUCCGGUGUGCUGGAGGAACCGUUGCAGGCCGUGGCAUGCGAGCACGCAUUCUGCCGAGCGUGCAUCACAGAGUGGCUCUCGCGGCAGCCGACCUGCCCGGUCGAUCGGAACCCAAUAACGAACAGUAACCUGCGGGCUGUGCCCCGGAUACUGCGGAACCUACUGUCCCGGUUGAACAUCAGCUGCGAGAAUGCCAUGUACGGUUGCACUCUAGUCCUCAAGCUGGACACUUUGGCCACUCACAUCGAGGAGUGCGAGCACAACCCGAAACGUCCGCUGCCCUGCGAGAAGGGCUGCGGGUUCGUGAUUCCGAAGGACGAGUACAAGGAUCACAACUGCUUCCGGGAGCUCCGGUCGCUCGUGCACAACCAGCAGCAGAAGAUGAGCGAACUGAAGAACGAAAUCAACGAUCAAAAUCUGGUGAUAAACGAACUGAAGCGGGAACUGAAUCUGGUGAAGGAUUUUAUGAGGGCGAUGCGCGUGUCGAAUCCCGCGAUGCGAGCCAUCGCCGAUCAGAUGGAACGGGACGAGGUGACCCGGUGGUGUAACGGACUGGCGAGAGCACGCGUCACCCGGUGGGGCGGGAUGAUUUCCACACCGGACGAUGCACUACAGUUGAUGAUUAAGCGGGCUCUCUCGGAAUCGGGUUGUCCACCGCACAUCCUCGACGAUUUGAUGGAAAACUGCCACGAGCGGAGGUGGCCCCGAGGCUUGAGUUCGCUGGAAACCCGCCAGAAUAACCGACGGAUAUACGAAAACUACGUCUGUCGACGGAUUCCUGGAAAGCAAGCCGUACUGGUACUGCACUGUGACAAUACGCACAUGUCCGAGGACGUGAUGGUGGAACCGGGACUGGUCAUGAUAUUUGCUCACGGUAUAGAAUAAGACGUGCGUUUCGGACUGCUCGGAAACUGCGCUGACCAACCUCCUCUAUCACCUCUAACUUCCCCUACAACCACUAUUUUAGUCAGGCAAAUAAUAGAACCUAAAUCAUUGUUUGUUGUCGCGUCAAUAUCGAUAAAUAAUAGCAGCAGCAUAAGUCACCACCAGCACAGCUUGGGUGUCUAACCUAAAAGCAAAACUCUGACUGGAACACUACUCCAGGCAAGCUUCUCCUUCUUUCUUCUCUCUUCCAAGCAACCAAUCAAGCAAGCCAUGAAAUGAAGAAAAAAAACAUUUUCAGUGACAGUACGCGAAUGUUGUACUUUAUAGAAUAUGAGAAACGAGUAAAACAAAACAGCAGCAGAAACCGAUUUGACCAUGAUCUCUAAGGAUUUGGAAUCCGACUUUUUUAUGGGUAGGAUGAUUUGCCUGUUAUUAUAGAUUGCAAAUAUCACAGGCCGGUAUUCGGUGUUCGGUAUUUGGGAGAAAUCGCUACAAGUGAGAACGCGCUGUAAGAAAUUGCCAAACUUAUUAGGAGGUAACUGCUAGUAAAGCGAGAUAUCGUAAAAGCUAUGAUUUUUUGUUUGUUUUUUUUUGUCUUCGAUUAAGCAGCACACUCAAGUUUAUUAUAUGUAUUAGCUUAGCUGAAGGACAGGAACCAGUUGAAACAGAUAAGCCGCCUUGAUCAAGGAUUCCGGCGAAGAUCAAGGACAGAUAGAUAAAAAAAUGCAUUCAUUUAGUUAAGACCUAGCGCUUACGUUUGUGCAUUCUAA
This is a messenger RNA of Sabethes cyaneus, 2349 nucleotides long. RefSeq names its product E3 ubiquitin-protein ligase NRDP1 (gene elgi). Gene Ontology annotation, cellular component: plasma membrane signaling receptor complex. The coding region runs from base 632 to 1579 and encodes 315 amino acids. NCBI's taxonomy places the organism in Eukaryota, Metazoa, Arthropoda, Insecta, Diptera, Culicidae. Gene Ontology annotation, biological process: positive regulation of JNK cascade; protein K63-linked ubiquitination; regulation of canonical NF-kappaB signal transduction. The transcript is spliced from 5 exons. The record is from RefSeq and is a predicted model, not a curated record. Gene Ontology annotation, molecular function: metal ion binding; ubiquitin protein ligase activity.